CUUGUGUUUUUUGAGCUCAUCAGCUUGUGUCAGCGUAUAAUAUUAUUAUAACUAUAGUCUGUUAAUGGAUGUUGGUUCUAGUAUGUACUCCUUACUCUCUCCACAUAAUUGUUGCAUACUUGCAUACACUACUUUGAGAGUUUGAGAUGAUGAGAAAACUUAGUCAUUUUCCUAUAUUAGUUGUAGAUUACAGUUAGAUUAUCCAAACUAUUAUCAAGUCUGAAAAGGCGAUAUUCGAAUUUACCUAAAGUAAAGGGUGCUUCUGAAGUUUUCAAAUCCUUAGUUUUGUGGCAGCAGCAAGACAAAAAUGCAGAAAUCUUACUUUCAUGAACUUUUAUUGCUAAUGUAACACCUCUAACCUCUGACCAACCAAAAAAAAGGGAAAUUCUUAGAGGCUAUAGAAAAUAUUAGAAGUUCCAUAAAUAAUAUUGUCAAUGAUGAUCAUUUGUGCUUGGUGACGAGUAGUUUUGGUUGAGAAUUUGAUGACCUACAAAGAUAGAUAAAAGCGAAAAUCUUUCUGUAUUUAGGAUCAUGAUAGGAAUAUGCAGGAGUUGUUGUAGGAAGUGGGAAAUGUGUGUUGUAGUAGAAAAAUCAUCAUCAAAAGAUUGUGACAUUUAACAUAGUUUUUCAUGUUUCCUUCUCUGUCGGAAUUCCUUAUCUUAUAUACACACAAUUAUAUUAACACUUUGAACUAAUUCUAUCCAAUCCAUAAAUGGAGUCUGAUGGCACCAAAUGCAGCGGGGAACAAAGGUUGAGGGGUAAAGUUGCAAUUAUAACAGGUGGCGCAAGAGGUAUAGGAGCCACUACGGCGAAACUCUUUGCCUUAAAUGGGGCUUAUGUAGUUGUAGCCGAUGUACUCGACGAACUAGGAAUCAACCUCGCCCAGUCAAUUGGAGGCCGCUAUAUACACUGCGACGUCUCUAAGGAAGCUGAUUUAGAGGCGGCAGUGAAUCUAGCUUUGGCAUGGAAGGGCCAUCUUGACAUUAUAUUCAAUAAUGCAGGCACAUCAGGCGCAGAUGGGAGCAUCACCAAUGUCAACAUGGAAGAAGUAAAAAACAUAGUUGCAGUAAACUUGUAUGGAGUGGUGCACGGGAUCAAGCAUGCAGCUCGUGCCAUGAUCAAGGGUAAAAUAGGCGGAUCCAUCAUAUGCACCUCGAGCUCAGCUGCUAUCAUGGGCGGCUUAGCCUCACAUGCCUACACAAUGUCAAAAGGUGCAAUCCAGAGCCUAAUCAAGAGUGCAGCAUGUGAACUUGGAGUACACGGCAUCCGAGUUAACUGCAUUUCCCCUCAUGGGGUUCCUACGGAUAUGCUUAUCAGCGGUUAUAGAAGGUUCCUGGGUGACAUUGAUGCAGAAGAAGUUUCCAAAAUAAGUUCAAAAAGUUGCAGUUUACUGACAGGAAGGGGUGGAAAAACACAGGAUGUUGCUGCUGCUGCGCUUUUUUUGGCUACUGAUGAAGCUGGAUUCAUUACUGGACAUAAUCUUGUGAUUGAUGGGGGUUACACUGAAGCUAGCACGAAUAUGAUUCACAUGUAUCAAGACCCAAAAUUGGUGAAGUAAAUUUUACUAUCCUUUUGGCUUUUGUUCUGAAUUGAAAAAUGUAAGAUUAACUAUUGUUUAAGUAUAUUCAGUACUGUAUGGAGUUAAGGGAACUACAAAAAAACAUGUAUAACUUCUGGUUGAGCUAAUUCAAAGCUAAUAAUGGCCAAAGAAGUAUUAUUGUAUUCUAAGCA
Messenger RNA from Spinacia oleracea (spinach), 1731 nucleotides. Its product is annotated as short-chain dehydrogenase reductase ATA1. Bases 713 to 1558 code for a protein of 281 amino acids. The transcript has 3 exons. Gene Ontology annotation, molecular function: oxidoreductase activity. Lineage: Eukaryota; Viridiplantae; Streptophyta; Magnoliopsida; Caryophyllales; Amaranthaceae. The record is from RefSeq and is a predicted model, not a curated record.